GCGGCCGAGCCGUUCAAAUGCGCUCUCGUGUGCCCGGAGCAGCAGUUCGUUCCGCCCAUCCUACCGCUUUGGGACGACAGGUGCCGUGGCUCCCUUCUUCCACGCCAUGUCGACGACAGCGCUGCAGGGAAGACGCAUGUUCGCCGUCGCUGCACUGAUCGCCCUGACAGUGGUCAGCCCGGCCGUUCUCGCUAACGUCAUCAGGGCCGACAACAAGCUUCACCCGCCCAGCUCGCAAAACGAGGAGUUCGCGGCUUUCAACGCUACACGCGCUAGCCAGCAGUGGGCUGGAUCAGCUUUUUCUUUUGGAGGAGGGGGAGGGGGGCCUCGGCGACCGUCCUACGUCGUGGCUGUUCACCGUGGGAUUUCGCAGUGCGAGCCGCAGCAGGUCCAGCGCCGGGAACCUGACGUCAUCACUUGUAAAUUUAGACUCUCCAGACGCUCUGCCUUAAGAAGGGUGCAAGCUUUCCUCCGCCGUGGCUUCCCCGUACCCCGAGACGCUUCUCCCGAUUUGGCUUGGGCUCGCCGGCUGGUUGCGUCUUGGCGGAAGAGGGGCGUGGCGAAGCUCGGGGAGCGGACGGAGACGAGCUUGCUGAACUACAACUACUACUACAACAACGGCAACAUGACGGAGUGUAGACUACCCUCACCGUGCGGCUGGUUUAUGUACCACCCCGUCGAGAGGAACUUCCUCCACUACUUGCAAGUAUGCUACUGUCCGACCGGGAUGCGCUGCUUGGCAGACCGCGACGACGUGUCCAUCUCCUGCUGGGUCUACAAGUGCAAAGUGGCGCCCCCCGGAACGCCAGCGAACCCCCCCGUGGAACCCCCGAUGUGACCCCCUCCACGAUUUGGUGAUGCCCUCUAUUGGACCCGGGCAUAGCGAGUGAAAGAAAAAAAAAAAAGAUGUUAGAGUACGUGCAUGUAAUCCGCUCGCAUGCACGUCGCCUUGGUCAUGUACUACAGGGAAGAGUAAAGAGCACGGGAGGCGUUGGACGACGAAGCAACGAGCUGGCGUGUUUUGGCCAGCUGUGACGCAUUGGAGCAGAGAAGGACGAUGCGCGUGUGUUGGCGGCAGGGUGGCGGCCGUGUGUGCUGGACUCUCCUCAGUUUGCUCGAUGGCCCUUCUUUUGCCGCCAUUCUUCGGUUAAUGCCGCAGCAAUGCUCCCUGCGUCGCGUCGGACCGUUACGUUGCUUUCUUUCUCUCCACUGUUCCUCGACACUUUCGGCUUCUUUCCAUGGGGUGACCCGCUACGUCGAGGCUUCAUAAAAAGCCGCCUACGCGAUGUUUUUAAUUUUAAAUUACGGGAUUUUACGUGUGAAAACCACGUUCUGAUUAUGAGGCCCACCGUAGUGGAAGACUCCGGAAAUUUCGACCACCUGGGGUUCUUUCACGUGCAUUUAAAUCUAAGUACAUGGGCGUUUUCGCAUUUCGCCCCCAUCGAAAUGCGGCCGCCGUGGCCGGGAUUCGAUCCCGCGACCUCCUACUUAGCAGCCCAACACCAUAGCCACUGAGCAAUCACAGCGGGUAACGCGAUGUUUUUGCGAAAAUGAACAUGACUUUCAAUUGAUUCAUUUUGUAUCACAUUUGCAUUUGUUGUUUCGCCGGUAAAUAUUUAUAUAUGCUCACCCCACCGCCGGUGCCAUCCGAUCAGCCCUGUCCUGGUGCCAACCACUGCACUCUUGCGUUCGCUUCGGCUACGUCGAGGCGAUAUUACCGCUAGCUCAUCCCUUGAAAGCGUAAUUUAUUUGUUUUAAUCACAUCACGCCUCGGCGACAAACAAGCUGCGUACGUCAUAGGCCAGAAAGAAAGCGCGAGUUCCUUGCCACGGCAGGUGGCGCGAGCGGGCUGCCAAGCCGGCUGGCGCACUUCCUGCUGCGGCCGUCUCGAGCCUCUGCGCUUGUUUUAUGCCCGAGCGGUCUUCGGGACACGAGGGUUUUGUAUCGUAGCGCUUAAGACUUAAUGCACCUAUCUUGUCAGUGGUCAAUGGGAUAUUCGUCGUGUACGAAAAUACCCGCUUACGUUGCUUUAUUUAUUCGCACACCACUUCUUUGCAUCCCAUAUCCUCCUCUGUAGAGGACGUGGCUCUCACUAUCUGGAAAAGGAACAACUCUCACUGCACCUUUCUUUUCAUUUUGUCAACGAGCCAUAUUACGACGAGCAAGAACCAUUGUCUGCUGCACAAGUGUAUUGUUUGUUUAUAUUUCUGAGCGCUAGUGCUCCGUGCGGUCGUAUGUUAUUUCAUAGUGCAAGGAAUAUAACGAAGAAAAAAACUAAACACAUGAUCGCAACACUCCUCAUAAAAUUGCUACAGCUCUCCAAGGAGUGUCCUCCUUGCAAGGGUCAUUAUACUGCAAGCUAAAAAUGGAUAUGUGGGGAACGGUAGCUAUCGCAAAUGCAUAAUUAGGUGCUUUCUUUAUUCAUUCUCUUCUGUGUGCAUUUUCCGUAUAUCAUUGUUGUGUACAGUAUGUUCACGUGUGCUUCACGGAAUACGAAAGCGUGUUCCUUUAUGUACGACCCAGUUUUCUUGUAUUAUACUGUAGCGUUUCACAUCAUUACUGUUGCAACCCGUUCUCAUUUUUUCACACACACUGAGAUGAUUUCGUCGCUGCUCUGCGCUGCCAAAUGUGCAACAGGAGAGCGGAUGCAAAUAAAUUCAAAAAGACUUCCUUA
Molecule: messenger RNA, 2674 nt
Organism: Dermacentor albipictus
Lineage: Eukaryota; Metazoa; Arthropoda; Arachnida; Ixodida; Ixodidae
Source: RefSeq, a predicted model, not a curated record